This is a messenger RNA of Drosophila santomea, 853 nucleotides long. RefSeq lists its product as uncharacterized. NCBI's taxonomy places the organism in Eukaryota, Metazoa, Arthropoda, Insecta, Diptera, Drosophilidae. The record is from RefSeq and is a predicted model, not a curated record. Gene Ontology annotation, biological process: proteolysis. The coding region runs from base 1 to 828 and encodes 275 amino acids. The transcript has a single exon. Gene Ontology annotation, molecular function: serine-type endopeptidase activity.
AUGCAUUCGCUGCUUGUUUGUGUUUCAGCGCUUUGGUUUUGUCAGCUUUGCGAAGCGGCGAUUGGGAGUCAACUCUGCAAGGAUUGUCGGAUGAAUGUGAUAUAUCCUGAUGGCAACCAGCACUUGUCGGAAAACCGUCAAAUAGUUCGUAUCAUCAACAAAUACAAGCGAAUCAAAAGGCAAGAGUCGGAAUAUCGAGAUGAGAUCGGGUUGCGUAGAUUGCAUUCAAAGGAGUUCAGCUUUAUAGCGAAGGUAAAGGUGGGAAAUUCGGUACGAUGCAGUGCAGCCUUGGUGGCUCCAAGUCUGGCGAUCACAUCCAGUAAUUGCUUUGUAAAUGCCUCCUCUGAGCAGCUGGAAAUUCUCUUCACCGGCGGAGGAAUUAUCGCUGUGGAUAAUGUAGUGAAACCAGAUUUUUGUCCUGAGCUCAGCAUGCUCCACUUGACAAGACCCUCUGGAAUCAAUCCGAUUGCCCUAUGCCAUUAUGACCUACCGUUGGGCACAAAGGUAUCAAUGAUGAUGGCCAGUUCGGAUCUCGUCUAUUACGGCCGUCGGAGAACUGAAAUAAUACCAAAUCCCGUCUGCAAGACAACAUUUUCUCAAGAGGAUUCCAUGUACAUAACACCCAGUAUGAUGUGUGCAAAAAACUCGGCGAAUCCGGAAAAGUGUGCCACUGCUCCGGGUGAUGCCUUACUAAUAGACCAUCAAUUAUGUGGCUUGAACACUUAUGGAUUUCGUUGCUUUCAAAAUGCACUCAAUGGCGACCUCUACAUAAGCCUCAACAAACUGCAGCCCAUGAUCGGCGAUUUAAUCUGGAAACUUAAUGGUUAAAGUGUGGUAUUUAAAUCCGUUUCGG